Messenger RNA from Mytilus californianus (California mussel), 1717 nucleotides. RefSeq lists its product as uncharacterized. The record is from RefSeq and is a predicted model, not a curated record. The coding region runs from base 696 to 1295 and encodes 199 amino acids. The transcript is spliced from 2 exons. Lineage: Eukaryota; Metazoa; Mollusca; Bivalvia; Mytilida; Mytilidae.
UUAAAGGCAGUGCUUUAAUGCCUUUCUAGUUGCCGGGUUAAUCCUUCCUUCCGCGAUAUCCAACUUAUCUACGUGGGGGGUCAUUAGACUCCAAGUAGAUCCGGAAAUGUUGAAUUCUCUCCUCUUCUUAUUGCGAUAUAAAAUGUUUUUUGUUUCAUUUCAUUUACAUUGGGAAAUAGAGAAACGAUCAUUGUGUUUUGUUAGUUUUAAAAACUUUUGAUAUAUUAGUAUUUUGCAUUAUAAGCAGUCAACCGAUUGACAAACUAGAAUUAUUUGAAUUCCGUGUGGAAAGAGCUCGGGUUAAUUUCGAGUGUUAUCUGCAAUCUAGAUGUUUAUAAAUCAUUUCAGUCGUUGAUAUAAUAAUUAAAGGUCGACUGAACAUGAAUUAUAUUAUACAAUUUAAAGCGCAUUUCUGUUUCUGCACGUAAACCCGUCUAACGUUAUUUUCGCAGUUAUAUAAAGUAGCAAAUUAUCGUUCCUGAAUAGGUGGCGCCGUUGUAGCCGAUCCUGUUCCUCAACUUCCGUUUUCUGCACUGUGCAACUAUUUCAGUUAUAUUUUUAAUUAACGAUGACAAGUACUUGUUGUUGUGUACCUGGAUGUCAUUUAAGAGGAGGACAUGCAUUUCCAAAUGACUUAAAAAGAAGGAAAAGUUGGAUCAACGCCAUGGCCCAUACGCAGAUUGGACGAGAACACGAUGAUAUCGUGGAGUCCAUCUCAAUCAGCUGUUGUUUGCAAGGCACGUUUUACUGAAAAAGACUACGUGCUGGAAACUAUUCAUGGGCGCAAACCCACCAUACAGAGACUUAAGUCUACUGCAAUUCCCAGCCUAUUUUCCUGGACCAAGCAAGAGACUGAAUCGUCCGCAAAAAGAAAAAUCAGGGCAGUUUCCUGUGAAAACAAAAGAACUAAACUUGAUGAAUAUUGUAGUAGAAAUCUAGAGGAAAGUUUCGAUUGUAAAGUUGGUUUUCCUGAAGAAGUCAUUCAUACUGCAGAAAAGAUUUAUGACUGUCCACCACCAACUGCCGAGCUAAUGUUGAGCUUCACAGAUGGAAUUACGCAAACACCAUCAAUGCCUAUGUUUUCAGCAGAGAAUUUUGAAAUGAAGACACGUGACACAGCCAUGCAUUUUUAUACCGGUUUAGAGUUGUAUACUAAAUUUUUAUUUGUUUUGACCACACUUGGUCCAGCAGCACAUUGUUUGAGAUACAUAUAUUUUCAAAUUGAUAGGGUGUCAGUUGAAAAUCAGUUUUUUUAUGACUUUGAUGAAAUUGAGGCAUCAUACAACCAACUUUGAACUGUCUAGAUUCUAGAUUGAAUCUAGUGUUAAGAAUAUUGUGUAUACAUGGAUUGUUUUUAUGUCUAAACAGUGGUGUGAGGCUAACACUUAGCCAUCUAGUGGUUUAGUCAGGUAUUUUUCAGCACAGAAUAUCCCGUGAUAAAACCUAAAGCUCCUAGAGCUCAGGCAACCUUUUCAUCAAUUAAAACAGAAACACUGAAAAUUCUUGAAUGUUCGACACCUGGUGGUUUAGUCAACUAUGUCUCUAUGUCACAUAGAGCGAAUUAUUGGACUUGGCAAAACAUACAAAAUUCUAAUAAAUCAUAUGAAUGGAACUGAAACAAAACUUUCAUCUGAAAUAACAUUUAGUUGUUUUAUGUUGUGUAAUUUUAGAACUUGUAUUGUGCCAAAGGAUGCAGAAAUAAAAGUGACGCAAUGAA